CUCUCGGGGCUGACAGGUACUUCAAGGUUGUGGCUUUUUCCAGAUCUCAGCUGAGGUGUCGACAGCAACUCAGGUUGAUGUCAUUGGCCGAUUAAAACUUUGCCGUCACCAGUACAACGUGCCAAAACGAGGAUACUAUAAUCAGUGCUUUAACCGUGGACUCUGCAAUAUAUCCUCAGCAAGUGUGCAGACUGCAUGCACCAGUCAGCUGCACCGCCUGCAUGUCUCUGUGUGUCGCCCUGCACCUCGUACAAGGUUCCAUCUGAAAGAAGUGUGUGAGAGGCAGAUUGUGUGUGUGCAUCUGCGUACAUGCAUCACAAUGAAGCACCAGUCUAUCUCCCGAUGGCUGAGCCAGCUGGGACUGCCACAAUACUGCUCAGCGAUGGAGCAGGAAUAUGAUGGUGUAGAGGACCUGCUUCACCUCUCAGAGUAUGACCUCUUGGAGCUUGGAGUCCACAAUCACCUCCACCGCCUCCACCUUCUCACUUCUCUACGCCUCCUCCAGGAGCGAGAGAGGAGGAGAGAGUUGAGGAUGAUGGCAGAGGGGCGUUUUGCCAGUCUGCCUAGGUCCCUCCAUGCACACCACACCGUGGGAGGGGGCACUGCACACCCCGGAGUCCCCUCCACCUCCCUCGGUGUCCCCACCUGCUCCUCCAGGAGGCUCCAGGCCUCUCUCGCCUCCUCCAUGGACCUCCUCAGCUCCAGACCUGGUCUCCCUCCAGGCAGCAGCCUGUCAGAGCUGCCCGCUGCUGCCUACCAGCCAAUCUGCAUUCACGGAACUCUGCCUCGACGCAAGAGAGGAGGGGCCAACCUCGCCCAUGGAAACUGCAAUUGGGAUCCCAGAGCCAAUCAUGCACAGCCGAUACUUUGCAGGAACACAUCACUGACUCCUGGACAUCAUCAACCCAUGACCUCUCCACUGGUCCAAAAUAUUACUGAUGACUUUCAUGGUUACAGGGAGACUGCUGCCGGCCUGGAUGCCACGGUGGACUAUGUUAAGUUCUCCAGAGAUCAGUUCAUCCUGGACUGCCCUUCAGAGAAACUUCGCAGAGAGCUGGAGGAAGAACUAAAGAUGAACUGUGAGGAGCCCAGAAGCCACGCAUGGUACCACGGAGCCAUACCCAGACAGGUUGCAGAAAACUUGGUGCAGCGUGACGGGGAUUUCCUGAUCCGUGAUUCGCUGUCCAGUCCAGAAAGUUAUGUUCUGACCUGCCAAUGGCGAAAUGCUGCCCAACACUUUAAAAUCAACAAAAAGGUAGUGAUGUUGAACGAAGCCUACUCCAGAGUAGAGUACCGGCUGGAAAGGGAAGGGUUUGACAAUGUCCCUGCACUUAUAAGAUACUACGUCGGCAACAGAAAACCUGUCUCCCAGGUGGUAGGAGCCAUUAUCUUCCAGCCAAUUAACAGAGGGCUGCCGCUACGCUGCUUGGAAGAAAAGUACGGAUUGUCCAGUAAACAUCGAGAGGCAGCGGGGCUUAUGGCACAGGAGAGGCGGACUCACAAGCGCCUCAGCCUCAACAUUACAAACGGACACACACACGACAACACACACGCUGUGCACGACAGCAAACACUGCCAGGACAACAGCAUGGGCCGAGGCAGCCACCUCAGAUUGAAGGAUCGGUGUGGAAGCCAACCAGCAAGUCUCAAUCAGGUCCAAGAGAGGCGCCGCCCGCUCAAGGCGCACCAAUCGGAAAGUUACCUGCCUCUCGGAUCUAAAUCACAGCCCCAGCAGCCUCCUGACCCUCACCUCCAAAGCCCCAACCCCAAAUCUCCAGUCUUUCGGACGGGCAGUGAGCCGACACUGAGCCCCUCUGUCCCACGGAGGUCUGCAGAGCUUCUGGCAGGCCAGGCCAUCCGGGGCUCCGACAGCCAGCUGUGUCCUAAACCUCCUCCCAAACCCAGCAAGGUGCCGGUGGCUCGACUGCCUCGCUCCCCCUGCCUUCAACCACUGGUUCCCCCAUCCAGCUCCUCCAACCUCACAGACUCCACCUCUUCCAGGCUACCUGCACCUCCCCUGGAUGCCACAAGUGUAGAGACUCUUGGUUCUGCGUGGAGGAGUGGAGCCACCGCAGGCCCUCCUGUUCCUCCAGUCAAACCCUUGAAGUUUCAUCAUCAACUCCUGCAUCCAGACUCUGCCGAAAUGGGUCAGUAUUCAGAUUCAGAGGCAAAAACAGGACGAACUGAACUGCUGCAACAGAGUCCUGCAGACCUGAGGUCCUGCAGCCCGCUGGAGUGGGAGGAAUCAAAAUAUAACCCCAUCACAGUCGACACCCUCCAACUUCAGCCUCCGUUCUGCAGCUACGUGGAGAGACUGAGGAGAGAGGGGGACGGAGGGAGAGAGGAGGAGGGGCAGGAGGAGAAAGAGAUGGGAGGAAAGAGAGGACUGGACAGAAGCUCCUACCAUCACGCCAUCGCCGCCUUAGAAAACACCAGCGAAGAUGAGGAAGAGGAGGGCGAAGACGAGAGGAGGGAAAGGGAGGGGAGCAGUUUCCAGCGGCCCGUCGUAGAGACAGAGUCGACGUUCCAGCCGGCAGAGUUCGGAUCUCGACUAUUGCCGCCGGAAAACAAACCGCUGGAGAUGGUGGUUCUAAAGAGAGCGAAGGAGCUGCUACUCAGCCACAAUCACCACAGUAUAGCCAAACACCUGCUGAUGGCCGACUGCCAGGUUGCCAGGAUACUCGGAGUGACUCCAGAGCUUAAAGGUCAGAUGGGCGUGUCCUCCGGUCUGGAGCUGGUGACGCUGCCGCACGGUCGACAGCUGAGGCUGGACCUGAUGGAAAGGCACCACACCAUGGCGAUAGGCGUUGCUGUGGAUAUUCUGGGAUGUACGGGCAGCGUGGAGGAGCGGGCGUCCACCUUAAAUCGCAUCAUCCUGGUCGCGUUGGAGCUGAAGGACACAGUGGGUGACCUGUUCGCUUUCACGGCCCUGAUGAAGGCUCUGGAUCUGCCGCAGAUCAGUCGUUUGGAGGAAACAUGGACGACUCUACGAAGAAACUACACACAGACCGCCAUCAGCUAUGAGAAAACACUCAAACCUUUCUACAAGAAUCUGUACGAGGGCACAGCUUCCUCUCCUCCGGUGGUCUGCAUGCCCCUCCUGCUGCCCCUCCUCACUUUGAUGGAGCGUCCGUCAAUCACACCGGAGGGGGCGGAGCUCUGGGAGACCAGCGACCAGGGCUGCGACAUCAUGCUGCGCCACCUAGAGGCUGCACGUGAUGUCGCACAGAACGCACCCAGCUACACGACCAACGCACAGACAAUCUUACAAGGGUUCCCGUGCGACGAAGACCUGCUGGAGGUGUUUAAAACAGACUUUCAGCUGCGGCUGCUGUGGGGAAGCCGUGGCGCUUCAGUCAACCAGUCCGAUCGCUACAACAAAUUCAACCUCAUCCUCACUGCGUUGUCACGGAAACUGGAGCCCCCACCCAAAACACAAACCUUAAUCUGACUUCACCUGAGCAACAACUCGCAUACUGACACCCUUUGGACUUCAGCAGAACGUCAGGUGGAUGAGAAGCUAAAGAAAACCUAACAAGGCAGAAAGAUUCAAAAAGUGAUCAGAGAACCAGAUGUUGUCAAAAUCCAACUUCACCUAUAGACUCUGUCCUGCAGCCGCUCAGAAGUAACCAUAACUUUGCAACCAUAACUUUUCACAGUCGUCUUAAUUGACAAACAAAUGCCGGUUUGGUUCCAGACUUUGCUUCUUUUAAUCAUUUAAUAUUUCACAACAUCGGUUAAAGGAGAAGUCUGUCUUUUAUGGUCCGGGGGGCACCUGCAACUUCGGCUGCAGUUCAUUUAAGAGUCUCUGCACAAUUUACGGUCUAAAAUUUAACAGUCACAUAACAAUGUUAAGGUAAUGACAAACCCACAAAAUGUUAACAAGCCUUCAUCAGAGCACCACAGACAGACUAUAGAGGAUAAACAAAUCGUCUAGUCUUCUGAGCGCUUUUACACAAGUCACGCUGAUAGCGGUUCAGCAUCUUGCACAAGGACACUUCAACAUGCAGACAGUGGGGGAUUGAACCGCCGAUCACAAUUAAUAAUCAAACCCCCACUGUUGACUUUUCUGUCAGUAGUGGGGAUGAUGCUACCAGAUCUUUGGCUGUCAUGAGCCUAAAUCAUUAAAGAGCCUGUUCUCUUUAAACCUAGCCUAUAAUAUAAAAUUAACCAAAGUUGGACAUACUGGAUGUUGUUAUUUCACUGGACUUUGAUAACAACUAUCAAUUGUUUGUAUCACUUUUACUCACUUAUUUCCAUUGCUGAGAUCAGGAGGUGCAGCAGCCACAGGUCACAAAAUGCUGUUCUGGUGACAAAUGGUGAAAUAUGCCGCUUGGUCACAUUUAAACUAGCAUUACCUUUGUAAAAGGGAGCAACUGAUAUUCAUGUGACAACAGAGCAGGCUUAAGGGAGAUGUUGAUUUGGAACUGUUGCUCUUUUUCCUGAACUGGCACUUUAUUCUGACAUUCCAGUUAAUGAAGAGCAUAUUUCUUCAACAAGACUAAAGGAGAAGAACAGCUCUACAUCUUACGACAAGUACAUUGUGAGUAAAAUGUCAGGAUGUUCCCCUGAAAAUGUAAAUUUACGUGUACACUUUAAGGAAAGAAAAAAAAAAAAAGGAGGGGGGAAUGAGGGAGGAACUGUACCUUCAAAGUAAACGUCUGUGUAUAAUGUCCAGAUAUAAAUAAUAAGUGUAUUUAACAGUUACCAUGAGAUUGCUGGCUGCAUUUCUCUGUUUGACCAUUGAUAUAAAACCACCUUUGCUAAGAUAAGGUAUGAACAGUAAGAUAUAGCAAGGUCCCUAUGAGGUGGCUUUCAGAAAUCAUGAUCUAAAGCAAAUAUUUUCCAACUGUAAUCCAAGAGCAGAAAAUCUGAUUCAAACUCUUUGUACAUGUGUAAAUGUAGCUACCUGAACCAAGUGUCAUCAUUUUUAUUUUUUUCUGCAUAAACCUAAAUGAAUUGAUUUAAAAAACAGAAGUAUGUUAACAUGUGAGAGACAAAAGUUGUAAAUUGUUGAAAUAUUCACAUGUUAAUAAUGGCCUGUACAUAUUUUCCUGUAGAAGACUGACUGUAAAAAAACAAAACAAAAAGAUUUUAAUGUUUAUAUUAUUAUGAACUACUGUGGUAAGAUUGAAUAAAUAUGGCGUACAGACGUUAACUUUUUGUCACAUGAUUAAUAAUGCAGCAGAUGUAGACUAGACAUGUACUUCACUUCUGCCAGAUGUUGUCUGUUAUUUUACGUUUGAUUUCACAAUAUUAAACUAAAGGUCACUCACAGG
Micropterus salmoides (largemouth bass) is the source of this 5279-nucleotide messenger RNA. RefSeq names its product BCAR3 adaptor protein, NSP family member (gene bcar3). The record is from RefSeq and is a predicted model, not a curated record. Bases 320 to 3451 code for a protein of 1043 amino acids. NCBI's taxonomy places the organism in Eukaryota, Metazoa, Chordata, Actinopteri, Centrarchiformes, Centrarchidae. Gene Ontology annotation, molecular function: guanyl-nucleotide exchange factor activity; phosphotyrosine residue binding. Gene Ontology annotation, biological process: positive regulation of peptidyl-serine phosphorylation; small GTPase-mediated signal transduction. The transcript is spliced from 19 exons.